GCAAGCACAGUCUGUAUUCCAGCGGACUUUCACAUGGAGAUGGGUGUUACCAUAUCGAGCCAAAUCCUGUCGCAAGAUGGACGCUGAUAGGCCCAUGGCCACACCGGCCGGCUUAGACAGCCGAUGGGAUCGACAGGCGACUUGCUCAGCCCCGAUCCUGGUCCAGCUGGCCUGGUCGUGUCCGCUGGCUCAACUGGUUGGACUGGCUUGUUUGGCUCCAGCGAACAGCUCGUAUUGCCGGUGCCCAGUUGCUAAUUUUAUGGGAUCGGCCAAGUCAUCUCUCUUGUGCCAUGCAAAAAGCAAGGCGAUUGAUGUCCUAAGUUUGCAAGGCUUUGGUAGUAAAAUAAAUAAUAAAUCAGACGCCCCCAGUUCUGAUUUCCGAAACUUUUCAAGAAUUAUGUCAACCAUUUACCUCACUCACUCCAUACAUACACACAACCGCUCGUUUUCUAUAUCCUAGCUACACCGGCGAACUAGGCAGUGGAUACCUACUUCAUCUACAAUUUCACAAGCUACUCUCUCUCUCAAAUUAAUCCGCCCAUAACAACAACAACAACAAAAGGUCAAGACACCCUCCAACAUGGCGGCCACGAUCGCAGUAUCAGGCACGAGCUCCGGCUCCACGCCCUCCGCCACACCAUCAUCGACCUGCGGCGUCAACCUGUACGACAUCCCCAUCUCCGAGCCCGGGUGCGCCGUAGCAUCCAACAGCGCACACCAGGACGCCAUGGAGGCAUGCUGCAAGUCGGCCGACGUCAUCUCGUACUACGACAACUGCGGGCUCUACUGCGUCGCGGCGGACCAGACCAUCAAGGAGCUGCAGGACUGCCUGUUCGGCGAGAAGGUCGCGUACAAUGCCGUCUUCUGCAACGCACCGAACAACGCGACCGCCACGAACACGGACCCGGAGAUCCCCGCCACUGCGAGUGCCUCUGUCGUGUCUGGGGGCGAUGAUCACGAUGAUGAUGGUAAUGAUAGUGACGGAGACGAUAGCGAUAACAACGAUGGGCCCAAGCCGUCUGAUACGGACAGUGCUGCACCGCGGCUGGCGCCUGAAAUGAGCAUCUCGAAGACGGGUCUGACUAUUGGCGCCUUGUUGUUCUCGGCUAUGGCCUUUGGUGCUUUCCAGAUCUAAGUUAAUGGGGGGCCUUCACUUACCGUGGCUCUAUACGGAGACGACGCAUGCAAAUGGCUUCCUUGGGAGGGGGAGUGUGUUAUGUGAACAUGGAAUAGCAUGGUUAUGAAAAAGAAUGAUGGAUUAAUCUUGCCUUCUCGUUAUUGGAGGGUACCGAUAUUUGAUACGCACAGCAUCAGCGAGCACAUGCGGACAUCGAAUCCUGUAUGUAUAAUUCAUGGCGUUCGAUAGCGUUAUAUGGUUUGAUUCGAUUCGAUGUACUGGGAUCGUAGGCUGGUUUCAUGUUUUGUUAUGUCAUGUGGGCUCACGCCGUGGACUCCUGGGUGCAUUUAUCGGAAAGGACUGGCUGGAACUGGAUCUACAUGAAUCAAAACAAUAAUAAGACCUACCUUCUAAUUGUUGCUUAUCAGGACGUGUGUGUGUGUGUGUGUGUGUCUAUG
This is a messenger RNA of Xylaria bambusicola, 1575 nucleotides long. RefSeq lists its product as uncharacterized. The transcript has a single exon. Lineage: Eukaryota; Fungi; Ascomycota; Sordariomycetes; Xylariales; Xylariaceae. The coding region runs from base 581 to 1135 and encodes 184 amino acids. The record is from RefSeq and is a predicted model, not a curated record.